Chelmon rostratus (copperband butterflyfish) is the source of this 1137-nucleotide messenger RNA. It is a transcript of the gene isl2a, whose product is annotated as ISL LIM homeobox 2a. The transcript is spliced from 6 exons. NCBI's taxonomy places the organism in Eukaryota, Metazoa, Chordata, Actinopteri, Chaetodontiformes, Chaetodontidae. Gene Ontology annotation, biological process: neuron fate specification; positive regulation of transcription by RNA polymerase II; axonogenesis. Gene Ontology annotation, cellular component: nucleus. Gene Ontology annotation, molecular function: cis-regulatory region sequence-specific DNA binding; DNA-binding transcription factor activity, RNA polymerase II-specific. The record is from RefSeq and is a predicted model, not a curated record. Bases 58 to 1137 code for a protein of 359 amino acids.
UCUCCUCUGCCGCUCCUCUCCUCCGUCUGUCGGCUUGCGCUGGGCCAUUUCUCCUGUAUGGUGGACAUCCUGCUCAACACUUCUUUCUUGGAUGAUAUGGGGGAUCAUUCAAAAAAGAAGUCGGGAAUCGCGAUGUGUGUGGGCUGUGGAAGUCAGAUACACGACCAGUACAUCCUGAGAGUCUCCCCGGACCUGGAGUGGCAUGCAGCCUGCCUCAAGUGCGCGGAGUGCAGCCAGUACCUGGACGAGACCUGCACUUGCUUCGUCCGAGACGGGAAGACUUACUGUAAAAGAGAUUAUGCAAGGUUAUUUGGCAUCAAAUGCGCAAAGUGCAACAUGGGCUUCUGCAGCAGCGACCUGGUGAUGAGAGCUCGGGACAACGUGUAUCACAUGGAGUGUUUUCGGUGCUCGGUUUGCAGCCGACACCUCCUGCCGGGGGACGAGUUCUCCCUGCGGGACGACGAGCUGCUGUGCCGGGCGGACCACGGCUUGCUGGUGGAGCGGGCCUCUGCAGGGAGCCCGCUCAGCCCGGGGAGCAUUCACACCAGACCGCUGCACAUCUCAGACGCGGUUUCGGUCCGGCACCCUCCUCAUCACCGGAACCACGUCCACAAGCAGUCCGAGAAGACCACCCGGGUCCGGACGGUGCUGAACGAGAAGCAGCUCCACACCCUGCGGACCUGCUACAACGCCAACCCGCGACCGGACGCUCUGAUGAAGGAGCAGCUGGUGGAGAUGACCGGCCUGAGCCCCAGGGUGAUCCGCGUCUGGUUUCAGAACAAGCGCUGCAAAGACAAGAAGAAGUCGAUCCUCAUGAAGCAGCUCCAGCAGCAGCAGCACAGCGACAAAACCAAUCUGCAGGGCCUGACGGGCACGGCUCUGGUGGCGGGCAGUCCGAUCCGGCACGACAACACCGUGCAAGGGAACCCUGUGGAGGUGCAGACCUACCAGCCGCCUUGGAAAACCCUCAGCGACUUCGCCCUGCAGAGCGACCUGGACCAGCCCGCCUUCCAACAGCUGGUGUCUUUCUCUGAAUCGGGCUCUCUGGGCAACUCGUCGGGCAGUGAUGUGACCUCUCUGUCGUCGCAGUUGCCGGACACACCGAACAGCAUGGUGCCGAGUCCCAUCGACACGUGA